AGGACUUGUUUGAACUCCUUCAUGAGAGAGUAAGUCCUAUAAGGAAAAGUCAAGAGUCUGUGGAGGCCUCUCCAGGACCUAUAAAGAAAGCCGUAAUUGGCUGAUAAGGGUUUCCAUAGAGCCGGGUAUUAUGCCAUAAGCAGUUUUGAAUAGGAGCUCUGGCAAAUAACACCAUCUCAAAGGUUCGAUUGUUGUCUUCACAAGAAGUUAGUUUGAAACUUAAAUUCUUUAAAUGUUCUGCAAAUGAUAUUUCGAACUAGAAACGAAAUCUUAAAAGAUCGUUGUCUACUAGUCUAAGACUAUCUUGCGAAAAUGUUUGAUAUACGGAAUUGUUAAUUCUUGUGAAAAAUGAUUAUGAAGAAGUGAUUUUGUCUGGCGAGAAACCCCGUAGGGAGCGUCCUUGGUGAUACGUAGCAACGGCCGUGCGCGUUGGAUUUCCGCCACCACGCCGCACAAUGUGUGCAGGUUUGUUUAGUAAGACGAGGGCGCAAGGCCAAGACAAAGAACAGGUGAUUGGAUCUCUCUCUCACGGUGGCUACAAAAUACCAGCUCUAUUGGGUCUCAUGGCAGGCCGGUAAUUGAGCUGUUUUCUAUGGGCCGGCCCUGACUGGAUCAGACUACUGCAGACUCACUACUGCGUGACCCGUGGAGAGACCCGGGCGGACUCGGUUCAACUCCCAAACAACGUGCGUUUUGGCGUCAACAGCACAAGUCAAGGGCCGCUGUUUGGAAACACACGGCCGGCCGUGAGGGACACACGGGCCAUGGGGAUCCUCCACCGUGCCGUGCUGGACGGGCGGGUGCACCAGGUCAGGCUGCUCGUGUCCAUCGGGGUGAGCCUGGAGGAGCGCGACCGGGGCGGGCUCACCCCGCUCAUGCUCACCUGCUACGUCGACAAGGAGGAAUCCGGACUCCGCAUUGCCAGAAUUCUGGCCCGUUCCGGAGCGUACUUGAACGUGGAAGACUCUGCCGGAAUGAAUGUUCUACACCACGCCUGUAAGGCCGGGAAAUACGGCAUCGUCGCCUUCCUACUCGACGAGGACGCUAUGGUUACCAACAGUCCCGACAAGCUGGGCAACACCCCGCUGAACUAUGCUGCUAUCAACGGGAACCCUCAGUUGGUAAAACUAUUGGUGAACAGUUUGACUCGGUACAGGGUUGAUAUUGAUCAUAGGAAUAAGGAAGGCUUCACGGCGCUACUUCUAGCGACCAAGUACGGACACUACCAGGCCUCGCAGAUUCUGUUACGGGAGGGCCGCGCUUCCACGAGAGUCCGGGACAACGAACACUUCAUGAACCCGUCUGAGUGGGCGAAGAAGAGUCACAGCAUCCACACCAGGUACAUGCGACAAAAGACCGCCGCGACCCGACGCAUCAUGACCGGGAAGUUCGGGCCUCCCUCCGCGAGCGACAGCGACUCUUCCCGAAGCACGACGUCGUCUCUCUCCGCCUCUGAUCGGUCCAUCUCGCCGACGACUAUCGCGCGUUCCGAGCGACUUUCGAUGGCACCCUCACCGAGAAAAACUACCGCUGUUUCCUUAAGCUUCCCUCAGCUAAGACCCCAGCGAUUUACAAGCCAUAGCAACACCAACUCUUGUAGCUUCCAAGAACAGCACCUGCGGCCCUUAUUGACGACAAUACGACAAAGGAGCGCGAAGGAAGGUCGACCGUUUUCUUCAAGUACCAUCGCCUCAAGUGCCAGCAUUCCCUCAAGUUCGUCCUCUUCCGUGACCCUUAUAGAAGCACCACCGGAGGAGGUGCGAGACGUGGAAAACAACCAAUUAAGAACGAUAUUCCAGCUGUAUGAGAAAGACUUGAGAUGGAGACCCAAGUCUCUUCCUAUUCCAACCAUCUCACUAACGCCGCCCCCCUCCCCACGUCCGUUGCUGAACCCACAGCAGAGAGAGGGGUCGUUUGUGAGUGUCUUCACGGCGGGUACUGCCCUCACUACCGCCGGGUCAGGAGUGGGACUGACGGUGGAGUAAGGGCCAAUUUGAUGGCACUUAGACUCUCGAGAAACAGGUGCAAGGUUCAGAAUCAUUUACAUAGAUAUGGUAAACAUAGGACGUCUUUUCGUUCAUCUUAAUGUUUUUAAUCGAUUUACACAAUCCUUAAUUUCCUCAGUUUGUUUCAUGAUUAAAACAUAUGCUAUAAUUGUCUUGCGACGCUUACUCAUACUAACUUCCUGUCUACAUAAAAGAAAACUGCAUGUGUUCUUAUGUUACAUCAAAAACUGUACAUGUAAAGAAUGGUUUUUCAUUGUAAUGAAAUGACUCAGUGAACAUGAAACGUUUUCUGUACACAGACUAUUGUUUGGUGUGACUAGCUCCAGUGACAAUGGGAGCUGCCACAAAUUUGUUGAUGUCAAAGUUAAUCUCGUGUUAUGAACAACUUACAUGCUACGAUUUACAGGUAAAAUCUAAACACAUAUAAGUACUUGUGGAAAUAGUUUCUGUGGAUAUACGUGGACUUGUAUCAGCAAUUUUUACCUGUUAAAGUGAACUUGAUGUGAAAUGUGGUACAUGGCAAAUAUGUAUGGAUAUAUAGGUCUCAAAUAUGUGCAUUGGAUAGGUCUUAUAUCAUGGACUAGUUGAAAGGUAUUGUGGAAAUAGAUUUUGUAUGGAUGUUAAACUCAUGAUCUAAGCUCGAAAGACGUGAUGUUCCUCAGGGAGUUGAAAAUACUGAAUGAACUGAUUACAAAUGUGCCAAUCCUGAAAAUGACAUUUCGUAGCUUCGUGAAUUAUUCACGGGAAGAACCGUCCACUUUUCUGACUGCUUGCUGGCUUCAAAGCAAAUCUGAGAAGAUUAAAGAAUAGAUUUGUCACUGUCUAA
Messenger RNA from Branchiostoma floridae (Florida lancelet), 2832 nucleotides. Its product is annotated as protein MGA2-like. Bases 765 to 1985 code for a protein of 406 amino acids. The transcript has a single exon. Lineage: Eukaryota; Metazoa; Chordata; Leptocardii; Amphioxiformes; Branchiostomatidae. The record is from RefSeq and is a predicted model, not a curated record. Gene Ontology annotation, molecular function: protein binding.